ACCAAGGGCCUUGAGAGAAAGAGAGUCUCCACACAGACAGCCACAUCACUGCGGCUCCAGCAUGCUGCGCGCCACCGUGUUCCUCUGCGUCCUCGCCGCGUGUUCGUGCGCGCCGCCGCGCUCCUGCGAACCCGGAGAUCAAGCUUUAGGAAGAUGCAAGGAAUCAGUAAAAGAGAAAUUGCAGUGCACAGAAAUGGUGCUGAGCUACUGCCAGGAUGUGCCCUAUAGGCAGGCUGUCUUCCCCAACCUCAUCGGGCAGCAGUCGCGACAGGAGGCCGAGCAGAGCACUGAGUACCUGCUGCUUAAUGUGCUGCACGGCCUGCUGGGGGGCGAGUGCUUGCCCGAGCUACGUCUACUCGGAUGCUCUGUGCUGGCUCCACGAUGUCACAAAAAUGCCAGAAUCAAGCCAUGCCGCAGCUCAUGUGAAGCAGUGAAGAAGAACUGCGUGCACGCCUUUGAGGCUAUCCGCAUGGCCUGGCCCUACUUCCUGGACUGUGACCGUUUCUUUGCAGCUGAGGAAGAGGGCUGCCACGACCCGCUGUCUGAGCUCAGAGCCAGGCAAGACGUCGCCUUCUCCAGCAUCUCUGAUGGGGGUCAGGCUACUGUUCUUCAGUUCACGUACCACACUAAUGCUCAAAUGUUCAGCAUCUUGAAGAAAACGGCAGCCAAAUGUCCUCAGAUCUCCCGAACUUACAGCAUUGGCCGUAGCGUGGAAGGCAAGGACCUGCUGGUCAUUGAGUUCUCCAGUAAUCCUGGACAACACGAGCUACUGGAGCCAGAGAUUAAGUUGAUCGGGAACAUGCAUGGGAAUGAGGUUUUGGGCCGGCAGCUGCUCAUCUACCUGGCUCAGUACCUGUGUUCCGAGUACCUGCUGGGCAACGAGCGCAUCCAGAGCCUCAUCAACAACACACGCAUCCACCUUCUGCCCUCCAUGAACCCAGACGGCUAUGAGAUCGCCGCCUCUGAGGUAGCCGAUAGCAACGACCCUGAAAACACCAACCCAGAAGGUCCCUUGUAUAAUGGUUGGGUCAGUGGCAGAACCAAUGCUCAGAACAUCGACCUGAACCGCAACUUCCCCGACCUGACCUCCAUUUACUACAACCGACGGCGCUUCCUCCGAUUCCGCACCGACCACCUCCCUAUCCCCGACUCCUACUGGUUGAAUAAGGUAGCUCCAGAAACCUACGCUGUGAUGAAAUGGAUCAGGUCCAUUCCAUUUGUUAUCUCUGCCAGUCUACACGGGGGAGAGCUCGUCAUCUCGUAUCCCUUUGACUUCUCCAGACACCCCCAUGAGGAGAAAAUGUUCUCUCCCACACCUGAUGAGCAGAUAUUUAAGCAAUUGGCCAGGACCUAUGCAGAUGCUCAUGCGACAAUGGCCAGCAAUGAGACACAAAGAUGUGGAGGCUCAUUUGCCGGCAGAGGAGGCAUCAUCAAUGGCGCUCAGUGGUACAGCUUUGCUGGAGGCAUGUCGGACUUUAACUACCUGCACAGUAAUUGUUUGGAGCUGACGGUGGAGCUCGGCUGUGAUAAGUUUCCUGCAGAGGAAGAGCUUUACCCAGAGUGGCGCAGGAACAAGGAAGCUCUGCUCAGUUUCAUGGAGUCUGUCCACAGAGGAAUAAAAGGUGUUGUGAAAGACAAAGAUGGGAAUGGAAUUAAAGGUGCCAUCGUAUCUGUUAGAGGGAUAAGGCAUGACAUCACCACAGCUGAAGAUGGUGACUAUUGGAGACUGCUGAUUCCGGGUGUCCACAUUGUAACUGCCACAGCUCCUGGCUACUCUAAAGUGGUGAAACGCAUCAAGCUGCCUCACACCAUGCAGAAGACAGGCCGUGUGGACUUUGUGCUAAACAGGGAGCCAGUAGAACCUGACCACGAAUACUUAUCCAUCCCUGAGCUGGAUAAUUAUGAGCGCUUCGACCCUUUUAACGCAUUCGAGCAGCACAAUGAGCCGGAUCGUGGAGAGAAUGGAGAGGAGAGGAGUGAGAAGCCUUGGUGGUGGGCAUACUUUAGUCAGCUGGGGACAUCCCCUCCCACCUGGCUUCUCAGGAACUAUUAGCACCCUCACAUUGCCCCUUAUUUCCAUAACUGCCUCCUGUAUGCAAAUUAAUGCACCUUAGGUUUCAAUUAUUGUCAAGAAGAUUUGGAAGUUAUAGUCUUCAUCCCAUUCUUAAGACAAAGUUGGUCUAUAAUGUAUUGUUUAUAAAAAUCUAACACUUAUGUUAGGUGUCUAGGACUUGUUUUGGGACUGUACCUCAUAACCUGAUCUUGUGUAUAAAGCAGAGAUUACCAAACCCAUAUGAAAAUUCUAAUAACAGCUUAGUUCAAUAACAGAUGGCAGCUAGACCAUUGCUUGGCUAGAAUAAAAUAUAUAUUUGUUUUGUCAUGCAGGCUUUUUAUGUGCAGGCACAUUAUGCCAAAACCUAUUUAAUGUUAAUGGAACCCUGAAUUUUCAUUCGAAUCAAACCAAUGUAUCAUCUGUUUUCCAUCAAAACACGUAACCUACAAUUGCAAAUGGACUGGAAUAAUUAAGAUAGGGUAUGAAAAUCUGUUUCCUCUCAUUCAGUGUAGAACUAGAUACAAUACAUUUUUCAUUUGAAGAGCUAACAAUUCCAAUUUUUAACCAAAAGUCAUGAAGCACUAAACACAUUAGGUAUAACCUUUACAAUUGUACUCAACACUGGGUCUAAAUUCUGUAAACCCAGGUCUACUUUUGGUCUGAUCUCUGUGACAGAGCCCUAUUUUGGAUAUAAUCUCUGGACCAGAGCUCUACAUUGGGGUUCAAAUAUGUAAUCAGUUUGGGUCUACUCUAGAUAUAAUACACUAAUACAUUGAGUCUAAUAAAAUAAUAAUAAUAUAAAUGCACAUGUACUGUUAUGAUCUUGCUAGCCCAGUUCUAAGACUUGUUAAACUGUAAAAUUUUAUUCUGAACCCUACAACCCAGGAUUUCUCUCCUUUAGGUAGUUUGACUAACCAAAGAACCCUUGAAGAAACCUUGUUUCUUAGACUGCAGCAAACAAUAUUGUAGUAAACAUGUGACACGGUGUGUGACUUUUCAAUGUACAAAAUGAAGGCUCUCAGUGUCAUGUAUAGCAUUUCACUUCAAAUAAAAUAUGUAACUUUAGCACUAUAUGUAGUUCGUGCACCACAUCUGUUGCUGAGAUCUGUAUAGAGUCUAAUCUGUAUCUGAGCCUUUAUUGGGUAUAAUCUAUAUCUGAGCUCUCAGCUGGGUCUAAACUAAUCUGUAUCUGAGCUCUGUUGGGUCUAAUUUUCUUUGGGCUCUACAUUGGGUCUAAUUUGUACUUCUGUACCUGAGAUCUACAUUGGGUCUGAUCUGUACCUGAGCACUAUAUUGGAUCUAAUCAGUUUCUGAGCUCUACUUUGGGUCUAAUCUUUACUUGACCUCUAUGUUGGGUCUAAUAAGUCUUUGGGCUCAACAUUGGAUCUAAUCUGUGCCUAAGGUCUAUGUUGGGUCAAAUCUCCAUAACUGAGGUCUAUGCUGGGUCCUAAAUCUGUAAAAUCUUUUACACUGGAUCUAAUCUCUGUAUCUGAGGUAUAAAUUUGGUCUAAUCUCAGUCAUUUAAGAUUGUUUUGUGUCUAACUUUGGUAGCUGAGGUCUGUAUUGUGUCUGAUUACAGUAACUGAGGUUGGGUCUUUUGGGUCUAGUCUCUGAGACUUAUGAGAAAAUGUAAAUGUACUGCCAUGAGAAUUAUCUUGCUAGUCCAAUUGUUACAACUUCUAUGCCCUGCAUUGUGUAUAUGCAAAACUAUAUUUCUUUUGUUAUGUCCAUUGUAGUUGUUUUAGACAUUUGCACAGUGUUUAUUAAAAUGUUGCUGUAUA
Pangasianodon hypophthalmus (striped catfish) is the source of this 3834-nucleotide messenger RNA. RefSeq names its product carboxypeptidase Z (gene cpz). Gene Ontology annotation, biological process: proteolysis. The record is from RefSeq and is a predicted model, not a curated record. NCBI's taxonomy places the organism in Eukaryota, Metazoa, Chordata, Actinopteri, Siluriformes, Pangasiidae. Bases 62 to 2053 code for a protein of 663 amino acids. Gene Ontology annotation, molecular function: zinc ion binding; metallocarboxypeptidase activity; protein binding. The transcript is spliced from 11 exons.